Molecule: messenger RNA, 886 nt
Organism: Zeugodacus cucurbitae (melon fly)
Lineage: Eukaryota; Metazoa; Arthropoda; Insecta; Diptera; Tephritidae
Exons: 5
Coding region: 112-738 (208 amino acids)
Cellular component (GO): lysosomal membrane
Source: RefSeq, a predicted model, not a curated record
AUUUGUGAACACUACCAUAGAAAACAGCUGAGAAGAGAAAGGAAAGAAAAAUACAAAAUAUACGUGAAUUUAUGAAAAUUGUACAAAAUUUGUUAUUUAAUUUGAAAAGCAAUGUUUCGACUAGAAAAUAUAGCUUGUAGUGCUGCAUUGUUAGUUAUUUUUUGCUUAUCCUUGACCGUAUUGUUGUCUAAUGCAGAUGUAAGCCCACAAAGCAAUAUCACUAAUCCUGUAAAGGUUGAUAACAGUAUUACCGCUAACAAAGGCCCACUUAGCAGCACUUUAGCACCAAACAUAAUAAAUUCCUUAGUGCAAGCUACAAAUUCAACACCUAAAUGUGUAUGUGAUGGCGCUUUGCUACCGCGUUUAAGUGAAAAUGGUAAAGUUCUGGAAAUCUGCCCUGAAUGUAAAUGUCAGCAUGAAGCAAGAAACACAACACUUAUUAAGGUCGUUGUCAUAAUCGUGAUUUGGAUUAUAUCCAUACUUGUGAUAUAUAUGCUAUUCCUUAUUUGCUUGGAUCCACUACUCAACAAACGGGUUAAGGCGAAUUAUCAGGAGCACACAAACGAAGAUGAUGAAGCAAGUGGCACUUCCCCCCCAUUGCCGUCCGGCAUAGGAAAUCAAGAAAUGAAUGCACGUGCAAAUGUAUUGAAUCGUGUUGGUCAUCAAACGGACAAAUGGAAGAAACAAGUACGUGAACAACGUCGUCACAUCUAUGAUCGGCGCACAAUGUUGAAUUAAAUAGACGUAGCUUGUGUAGUGAUAAUUCGCGUUUAUUUUUUCUUUAAUAUUUUUGAACCUAUUAUUUUAUUAAAAACAUUAUAAUGUAAUCAAUAUAUCUUAUAACUGCAUAUAUACAUAUGUAUGUGUCGCCACUGUCUGCACUGUC